GAAACAAUGACGCAUAAAUGGGCAGGGUUUAUUCAACAGUGCUAUUAAGUGUAUUUCAGAAUAUUCACACACAAAGGUUCUUUUUAAAAGCAUAUAUUGUCGUCUCCUUAUUACAGCAUCGAAAAUAAUGAAGGGACUACUGAAUUUGAAGAUCUGGCUGACACUGGCUGUCAUCUUCGUUCUCGCAGAUAACGGACAUGGCGCUCCAGCAAAAGGCAGAUAUAUGUGGGUUAAGUGCAGGCCAGAAGCCAAGAAUGCCAACUGUGAGACACAGAGGGGUCCCUCGAUGGACUUGCCCGGGCCUCCUGACAGACUCCCUUCAUUUGCCGUAAAGGAAAUAGUGCCGGAAGAGGCUGGCUCAGAGCCGGAGGAGCAGUCAGGCGAGGGUUCUGCCACUGGAAUCCUUUUCACUGAGCAGGGCUCUGGCGACCAGUUGGCCAGCGCAGAUGUGGAUGGGAUUGACUACCCUGGCUUCGUCUUCCCACCGAAAAUUACCAUGGAUCAGGCUCUGCCUCCUGCUCGGGAAUUGAAAGAGGAUCACCUGAUCCUGUAGCCUGCCAGAAUGCUAAAUAUUGAAAUUGUGAUGUCAAUCCGGUUGUGUAAAAUACAUUUUGCAACCUCUCAUGAUUACAUGAGCACCUUAACAACGGAAUGCCCAUUUGAAUUAUUGUAUUUUCUGGUCAAAGCUAUCUGCAUCUUGUGAAAGUAGUACCAUGCUAUUUGACCCAGGUAUUGAUGCUUGGCUGUGUAAGAUUGUAUUUAGGUAACUGAAGUGUGGGCAAUGUCGGUGGCUAUAGCAUAAUUUGCACAGUUGAGUUAUUUUCCCAUGGAACCAAAGAGAUCAAAUUACUCGCUUUUUUGUGUGUUUUUGUUUUUAAUUAGAUUUAACCAGUAGCCUUUAUUUCUGGCUCAGCAAAUUAUAUUUUUCUUAAGGUUUUAAAACGUGUGGUUUUCUUGGGGAUAUUGUGCUUUUAUUGUUUUCUUUUGCAAUGAUAUCUAUAAGAUAUAAUAUGAUAGUCUUUCCCUCUUGAAAUAUUGUCAAUACAUAAUACUUUAUUCCGAAUUUCCACGAUUGUCACAAUUUGAUAUUAUAUCAUUCCACACUCAUAUAUUUUUUGAAGAUUUAAAUAAACAUGUUUUGAUCAUCCAAUGGUUCAAAUACUGUUUUAGGAUAUGGGAUUGGGCUCCCUAUGCAUCGUUAGUGGACAUGAGUUGGGCUCAUGGUCUCGUGAUCAGGUCCCACUUGGCACACACUGGUUGAAUCAAUGUUGUAUCAACGUAAUUUGUCCACGUAUUGUGACAUGGAAUCAAUGUGGAAAAGACAUUGGAAUUGAAAAAAGUCAUCAACCAGUACUACUUUCAUCUCAUUUCAACCAGCAUUGUAAACAUUUAAAUAAGGGUAAGACUUCAACUUAAAUACAUUGACUUAACCUGACUAACAGGUCGUUACAUCAAUCUAAUUUCAACAUAAUCAUCAGAAUUAUGUAUACGUUGAAAUUGCGUAGAAAGUUCCACAUAGAAACAUACAAAAUAUUUUUCAUCUUAUAUGGGGCGGUUCGUAGCCUAAUGGCUAAGAGCGUCUGCUAAAUGGUUAAAAUGUAAAAUUCAAUACAAAAUAAAGCAAACACUUGAGUAAA
Molecule: messenger RNA, 1637 nt
Organism: Coregonus clupeaformis (lake whitefish)
Lineage: Eukaryota; Metazoa; Chordata; Actinopteri; Salmoniformes; Salmonidae
Product: serglycin
Exons: 3
Coding region: 128-553 (141 amino acids)
Source: RefSeq, a predicted model, not a curated record